Molecule: messenger RNA, 666 nt
Organism: Balearica regulorum gibbericeps (East African grey crowned-crane)
Lineage: Eukaryota; Metazoa; Chordata; Aves; Gruiformes; Gruidae
Source: RefSeq, a predicted model, not a curated record
GGACGGCUUCAGCCUCGCUGCCGACGACAAGGCGUGCCAGCCCCUGGUGCCAGCCCCCGGGCUGGAAACCUUCAGCCAAGCAGAUCCUCCCAGUGAAAUGAAGGAAGAAAUGAAAGACCUGAAGAGCAGAGUGGAAGCGCUGGAGCAGAAACUCCAGUUGGUGCUAGCCCCCUUCCACAACCUCAUGCCAUCUGCGCCGGAGGAUGUCGGCGCAGACCCCAUCAGCCGGCUGUCCCACUCCCUCCAGCAACUGGACAGAAUCGACUCCCUGAGCGAGCAGAUCUCCUUCCUUGAGGAGCGGUUGGAGACAUGUUCCUGCAAGAAUGAACUCUAGCCAAGCAACUGAGGAAUUGGAGCAAGCCAAGGGCAUCCACAGCUCUUAUCUCCCUCUCCAGCCCCAGGCUGGGGAUGAAGCCACAUCAUCUACAGGAACGCAGAGGGCAGCAGGAGAAGGCUCAUUCCCCACCAGCAUCUCCAUCAUUUAGUCUUCUAACUCACCUUAUCAAAGGUCACACAGUUACUUCCAAACUGGACGCUGAGCCCUCAGCAUCUCGCCCCCCUCCUGCUGGAGGGGCAGAAAAUAAAUGCCUUACCUCAUGCCACUAGUGCCUGUCUGGCUGUGCCAGAGACUGGCUGUACGUGAAGCCGUGUGGUGCUUGGCUUUUU